CUGAACACCAUUGGAAACCAUCAGGGCAUCAGACGGGAGCUACCGAACCCAACAGCCGCCAGCCGGACCCGAACUCCAGGCACGGCGGUGUUUUCUAACGAACAAGCCCGACUCCGUCCCGUCCCCGAGAUCAGAGCCCAAUGGCAUGAAUGCGCUCCUGUUCGAUCGGUCUUCGGGGAUCCUGGGGCCGAACGCAUUCGCCCGGCUCCAGACGGCGGGGCUGCUUGCGUCCUUCUCGGCAGCCCCGCGCUUCCGCUUCGACGGCGGCGAACGCCCUGUCGAGGACGCCGCAGGCCAGCCAGCAGGUAGCAGCAGUGUCUUGCCUUCUGGUCAAGGGCCUGAUGUCUGGAGGGUUUCUCUUUGGGCGCACCAGGCCGGUGUGAGCGCCCUGGCCCUUGAGCGGUUCGAGGGACGGAUGUGAGUGAGGAAGAGAACAACAUCCCAAGCCAGGCACGCAGGCCCUCCUGCUCUGACUGACCAUGUC
Thermothielavioides terrestris NRRL 8126 is the source of this 484-nucleotide messenger RNA. RefSeq lists its product as uncharacterized. The transcript has a single exon. The coding region runs from base 146 to 421 and encodes 91 amino acids. Lineage: Eukaryota; Fungi; Ascomycota; Sordariomycetes; Sordariales; Chaetomiaceae. The record is from RefSeq and is a predicted model, not a curated record.